Elaeis guineensis (African oil palm) is the source of this 3612-nucleotide messenger RNA. RefSeq lists its product as uncharacterized. The record is from RefSeq and is a predicted model, not a curated record. Gene Ontology annotation, cellular component: NuA4 histone acetyltransferase complex. NCBI's taxonomy places the organism in Eukaryota, Viridiplantae, Streptophyta, Magnoliopsida, Arecales, Arecaceae. Gene Ontology annotation, biological process: regulation of transcription by RNA polymerase II.
CCACGUAGAAGGUGAAAAAGCUAUUUAAGGGACAGCUGACCGCAAUGGAACGUAUACUUCCCGUCGGGUUCCCCGAUCUAAAAAUCACUCCGCCCGUUUGAAAUCCCGCGACGAGCGGAAAGGCUCCACGCAUUUCGGGCCGACCGACACGUCCCCUUGCUCGGCUCAUGUCUUCCGUCCGAUCCCCAUCGGACGAUCCACAGCAGUCUGUGAGAGGUUACCGCUUCCCCUCUCUCCCCAUCUUUUUUCAAAAAAAACCCUAGAUCGUUCGUUCCGCCGCCUCUUUCUCUCUUCCACAUCUUUUCUCUCUCCUCCCACUCUCCGUUGCUGCAACGCGGAAUUCGUAAAACGCUUUAACCGCCAAGAAUUUGAGACAGGGAAAGGCGAGGUAAAAGAGAACGGGGAAAUUUCGGGAAAGGGCGAAAGGGGCAAGAAGAAUAAUAGGCGUCGCAUCGGAUCGUUGGUUGCAAUCUGGGAACCAUGGGCGUCGGUGAGCGCCGGUGAUCGGAUCCGGGAUGGGUGGUCGUCGAACGCCGAUGAGGACGCUGAUGAGCGAUGAGACGGCAUGCGAGAUCUGAGAACCGAAAGAUCGUACGAAAGUUCGGGGAGCCGGCGGAGGGGGCAGCAGGGGAAGCGGAGAUUGGGUCGAUGGUCUUCCCCUUCCGGGCUCCGCCGGCGUCGAUGCCGUCGGUCAGGACGCGGCGGUCGACCAGGGUGUUCGUCCCCAAGGCCCCGGACAAAGCCGAAGCCGCCGCCGCCGCCGCCGCCAGCGACGGGGUACCGUUAGCGAGGGUUCUCCGCUCCGGGAAACGAUUCGCGGUGUCGGAUCAGGCACUGGAGAAGAAGGCGGACGCUGGAGACGGCGAAGGGGUCGAGUGGCUGCGGGUGCUCGGCGGCGGUGGCAACGCGGCGGAUCUGCGGUGGUGGAAGGGGGAAGAGGAGAAGGGUGAUUUCGGGGCCGAGGAUGAGUGGCGCGAGCCCGCGGCACUGCAAUCUGAUGAGUCUCUGGCCUCUGCCAAUCGAAGGGCCUCUAUGGAUUCACCCCAAGAGAAGAAGUUUGGGAUUGUCUACAACCGGAAGCGGCGGAUGCCACUGUCUGAUGAUGCGGUGCCUUCACCUUGUGGAAUAGGAGAAAGGGACUCCGAGAGGGAUCGGAGGUAUAGAAUCGUUUUUAUGCGGAAACAGCUCAGGAAAAGGCCAAAGGUGGAGCCUUUAGUUGAAGUCGUUUCGGGAGAGACAGAAAAAAUGGAUGGGGAGCAAGAGCAGAUCUCAAGACGCACUUGCAGAGUAGAGAGGGUGCUUAGAAUCACAGAGUCUGCGAGGGGUUUCGCUGAAAAGGUGGGCAUUUUAGGGGAUGAUAUCUGGACUUGCUCAAGUGGCUCCAUGGUGCUUGUUGUGCUCAUAGAUUCCUACUGUAGUAGUAGUUCACUUCAAUUUUCGCGUCUCCUUAUCUCUGUAGUGAGCUGGAUGAAGAAGGCUAGAGUGAGAUUCCGGCAAUUUGCUGCCUUUCUGUUAUCUGAACCGAUGGCCACUGCUUUCUCUCUAAAUGGCGUCCAUUUCUUACCAGUUUGGCAUUGUAAAAAUAAUGUUUUCUUCAGCAAUUCUGUAUCUGCUUGUGGACUUUGCAAGAUUUAUGGUGCCAAACAGUUUAUACCUUUGUUCUCGCUUAAUUUCUCCGCCAUUCCGUUCUUCUUUAAGGGCUUGCAUGUCGCUAUGCUUCUUGGCUCUCAAUAUUUACCUGGUGUUUUUGCGAAAUAUGCAUUGGGUUUGCACACAUACUUUCCGGUGGCUGUGCGAUUUGAAGAAUAUGAUUCUCAUAUUCUUGCAGAGACAGGUUUUUCAGGAACUGAAGUCGUAGUUUCUGUAAUUCCUGCUGUGAAGAGGAAUGAAUCACAUACCGCUUUGGAAGUGCCUAAAUCAGUGGGACGAAGUGCAGUAAUUGUGCAUGGUUCAAGGCUACGGAGACAUCAGAAAAAGAGAAGCUCCUCCAGGCAUUCCAGAAGUCACCAUCUUUUCGCAAUGAAUUCACAGCCUGGUUCACUGCGGUCUGAUCAGCACCGGAUUGGAGUUUUUCCGGAAGCCAAAGCACUUUCCUUUAGGAACUCCUUCGUGGAGCCUGUCCAUGUGAGAACUAUUGAAUCUUGUGUGAGUGAUUUUUUAAGUAGUAAAGAUGAUAGUGAUGUCUCUACUCCUCUUGGAUCUCGUGAGAAGCACAGGAAAUUAUCAAUAAAGAGCCCCAUCGAGCGGAUCAAGGAACUUAAGUUGGCUUUGGCUGAGGUGAAGCAAAACAUAGAUUCUGCACAUUGCAAUGCAAAUGUCUUGGUUACUGUUUCUGAUAGGUGCUGGAGGGAAGAAGGGGCUGAUGUUAUGUUAGAAUCUUUGCAUUCUAAAGAGUGGUGCAUAGCAGUGAAGGUAAGGGGCACGACAAGGUACCUACAUAAAGCUCAAGACAUGAGGCCUUGCAUUGUCAACCGUUUCACUCAUGCCUAUAUGUGGAAUGGAGAGGAUGGUUGGAAGCUUGAGUUUUGUGAUAAGUGGGAUUGGCUUGUGUUUAAGGAAUUGCAUAUGGAAUGUCAUGAACGCAACUCUCAGAGUGCACAUGAUGUCCCUGUAAGGGCAAUACCGUUGCCAAGGUUUCGUGAAGUUUCUGGUUAUGAGGACAGUGCCACAGCUGCUUUUGUGCGCCCUGAUGACUACAUCAGGAUGAUGGAUGAUGAAGUUGGGCGAGCUGUAGCAAGUGAUGCUCCCAGUUAUGAUAUGGACUCAGGGGAUGAGGAGUGGCUUCAGCUUCUAAAUUUUUGCUCUUCUGAUGUACAGAAUAAUGGUUUUGGUCAUGUUUCAGAAGAAACUUUUGAGAAAAUAAUAUUUGCCUUGGAAAAAGAUGCUUAUGGCAGUCCCAAUGACAUUUAUGAUAAAGAGAGGGCAUUGGAUCUUUGUUGGGAUUUAGGGAAAAAGGAAAUGCUGGUUGCUGUGUAUGAUUAUUGGGUAGAAAAGAGGAACCAGAGACGUGCAGCUUUGGUUAAGGCCUUUCAGUAUCAUGUCCCAACCCCGAGGAGAGCACAAUUUAUGCAGAGACCAUUGUUUCAGAAAAGAAGAUCUAUUAAGAGACAACGUUGCCAGUCUGGAAGAGGGAAGCCAGAAUUCUUGUUGGAAGGUGGAACUGAGGAGGGGGCUUCACGGAGGGUUCAAGAAGCAGAGAAUGCGGCUAACAGGGCUGUGGAAUUGGCAAUUCAACUCCGUAGUAGGGCUCAAAUGCUCAUGACCAAUGCUGAAUUGGCAGCAUACAAGUCUGUCAUGGCUCUUAAAAUUGCAGAUGCCAUUGGUGUAUCAGAAUCUCCAGACCUUGCUUCUUUAAUUCUUGAUUGAAUGUUGAAGUUAGAUAAUAUUGUACAGGAGCGCUAUUAGCAGUCCCAUUCCAUUUGGUUAAAAGUAAUCAAUAUUUCCUGCCGCCGGAGGGUGAUUCUGGCUUGAUUUAAGCUGUGGGGCAGUUUUUUAUAAAGCCAUUUUUGAGGUUGCGUUCCAGAAACUGCGCAGAUCAAAAACUGUAAUUUUGUAUAAAUGAUAGUUCUCUAGAUUUUUUAUUUGUAUCAUGAUCUCGUUUGUGUUGCCUAA